Messenger RNA from Knipowitschia caucasica, 1413 nucleotides. Lineage: Eukaryota; Metazoa; Chordata; Actinopteri; Gobiiformes; Gobiidae. The record is from the annotation of a GenBank genome assembly.
AUGACCACACGUGCACAACCUGUGACCUCUCACUUAACCUGUGACCUCUCACACGCAACCUACGACCUUUCACACUCGACCUAUGACCUCUCACAUUCGACCUACGACCUCUCACACUCUACCUGUGACAUCUCACACUCAACCUACGACCUCUCCCACACAACAUACAACCUCUCCCAUGUGACCUGCGACCUCUCCCAUGUGACCUACGACCUCUCCCAUGUGACCUGCGACCUCUCCCACACGACCUACGACCUCUCCCACACGACCUACGACCUCUCCCAUGUGACCUGCGACCUCUCCCACACGACCUACGACCUCUCCCACACGAUCUACGACCUCUCCCAUAUCAGAGUCUGGUGGAGGAGAGACGUCAGCGUCAAGAGGAAAAUGAGUGAACUGGAUCAGCUUCGCCAGGAGGCCGAGCAGCUCAAGAACCAGAUACGGGAUGCCAGGAAAGCAUGUGCAGACGCCACACUGUCCCAAAUCACGGCUAACAUCGACCCGGUGGGCCGAAUCCAGAUGCGCACCAGGCGGACGCUGAGAGGACAUCUGGCAAAGAUCUACGCCAUGCACUGGGGCACUGACUCCAGGCUUUUGGUCAGUGCCUCCCAGGAUGGAAAGCUCAUCAUCUGGGACAGCUAUACCACAAACAAGGUCCAUGCCAUCCCCCUGCGCUCCUCUUGGGUGAUGACGUGUGCCUAUGCCCCAUCCGGGAACUACGUCGCAUGUGGAGGUCUGGACAACAUCUGCUCCAUCUAUAACCUGAAGACACGCGAGGGCAACGUGCGUGUGAGCCGAGAGCUGGCAGGACACACAGGGUACCUGUCCUGCUGUCGCUUCCUGGAUGAUAACCAGAUCGUCACCAGCUCUGGAGACACUACGUGUGCUUUGUGGGACAUCGAGACGGGUCAACAGACCACCACUUUCGCGGGCCACACUGGGGACGUGAUGAGCCUGUCUUUGGCCCCUGACACCAGGCUCUUUGUGUCUGGAGCCUGUGAUGCCUCAGCCAAACUCUGGGACGUGAGGGAAGGCAUGUGCCGGCAGACAUUCACAGGGCACGAGUCCGACAUCAACGCUAUCUGUUUCUUCCCCAAUGGAAACGCCUUCGCCACGGGAUCCGACGAUGCCACGUGCAGGCUCUUCGACCUGCGGGCUGACCAGGAGCUUAUGGUGUACUCCCACGACAACAUCAUCUGUGGCAUCACCUCGGUGGCGUUCUCCAAGAGUGGGCGGCUGCUGCUGGCCGGGUAUGACGACUUCAACUGCAACGUGUGGGACUCCCUGAAGGCCGACCGCGCAGGUGUCCUGGCGGGCCAUGAUAACCGGGUCAGCUGUUUGGGUGUGACCGAUGACGGUAUGGCUGUGGCUACAGGGUCCUGGGACAGCUUCCUCAAAAUCUGGAACUAG